This is a messenger RNA of Eutrema salsugineum, 2257 nucleotides long. Its product is annotated as K(+) efflux antiporter 6. Gene Ontology annotation, biological process: potassium ion transmembrane transport; proton transmembrane transport. NCBI's taxonomy places the organism in Eukaryota, Viridiplantae, Streptophyta, Magnoliopsida, Brassicales, Brassicaceae. Bases 243 to 2003 code for a protein of 586 amino acids. Gene Ontology annotation, molecular function: potassium:proton antiporter activity. The transcript has 20 exons. The record is from RefSeq and is a predicted model, not a curated record. Gene Ontology annotation, cellular component: membrane.
AUAUAAUCCAUCGUCGGCUACUAUAUAAUAGUGUAUGUAUGGACUAGUUGUUUGACCAUUGCAAUCUCUCUUUCCCCGCUCUUCGAACAGUCCCUCUCUCUUCUCAUCUCAUCUCACUUUCUUCUUCUCUCUCUCUCUCCCCACCCCACUUGCGCACUCGCGACGCCACGCGACGGUGUUUAAACCGGUACCGGUUUUCUUUACCGUGCCCCAUACCGGUUUAAUCCAGAUUCAGUCCUGCCAUGGUGGAAGGGGGAGGAAGAAGAAGAAGAAGAUCCUUACUCUCCUUUGAACUUGCUCUCCUUUUCCUCUGUUUCUCCUUCGCGUCUCCCCGGGCUCUCCCUGAUUCGGAUCUGUUAGACGAAACCCUCGGCAACUCCUCCGUCGCAUCUCUGAACGAUUCUUCUCUUGUUAAGCCCAAGGAAGGUAGCUUCGCCGACAUCAUCGAUCGCGCUCUCGAAAAGGAGUUCAACGAUAGCGACCAGAAUGAAGUGGCCGAUCCUGGAAGCUUCAACAACAGUGUAGCUGGACAGCAGGCUGUUCUGGAAACUGUAGCCAGAGUAAAGACAACAAAGAAAAAUGAGACAAAAGAGGAGAAGCGAUUCCAACUCCAUGAUGUUUUCAACUUGGACAAUGAUAACAGAGCUGAGGAUACUCCGACUCUGAUUGAUCGAAAAGACAAUGUCUUCAUCAUAUCCAAUUUCAAAUCCAAGUAUCCAGUAUUGCAGCUAGACUUGAGACUGAUAUCAGACCUGGUGGUUGUCAUUGUGUCUGCAACUUGCGGUGGUAUCGCCUUUGCUUGUGCUGGACAGCCGGUGAUAACUGGAUAUUUGCUAGCAGGAUCUAUCAUUGGGCCUGGAGGAUUGAACUUCAUCAGUGAGAUGGUCCAGGUUGAAACAGUCGCCCAGUUUGGUGUGGUAUUCCUGCUCUUCGCAUUGGGUCUAGAGUUCUCCACUGCUAAGCUUCGAGUUGUUCGAUCAGUUGCUGUUCUGGGAGGCCUUCUUCAAAUUCUUCUUUUUAUGUUCUUGUGCGGAAUCACAGUGUCGUUAUGUGGUGGUAAACGUUCGGAGGGUGUAUUUGUAGGAGCAUUUCUGUCAAUGUCAUCAACCGCGGUGGUGCUGAAGUUUCUCAUGGAAAAAAAUUCAACUAAUUCUCUUCAUGGCCAAGUUACAAUUGGAACCCUAAUUCUUCAGGACUGUGCUGUGGGUCUGCUGUUUGCUUUGCUUCCAGUUCUUGGGGGAAAUUCUGGCAUUGUUGAGGGAGUAUUCUCAAUGGCAAAAGUGGCGGUUGUGUUGCUUUCGUUUUUGGCUGUUCUGUCAAUAUUAUCACGGACAUGUAUCCCUUGGUUGCUGAAGCUAAUGGUCAGCUUAUCGUCACAGACAAAUGAACUCUAUCAGUUAGCCGCUGUUGCGUUUUGUCUACUUGUAGCCUGGUGUAGUGAUAAGCUGGGAUUAAGCCUUGAACUGGGUUCUUUUGCUGCCGGGGUCAUGAUAUCAACUACGGAUCUCGCUGAACAUACGUUGGAGCAAAUCGAACCCAUCCGUAAUCUAUUUGCUGCUCUUUUCCUAGCCAGCAUCGGAAUGUUGGUUAAUGUCCAUUUUCUGUGGACCCAUGUGGAUAUACUGUUAGCCUCUGUAAUAUUAGUAAUUAUUAUAAAGACAACGAUAGUUACAACAGUUGUCAAGGGAUUUGGAUACAACAACAAGACUGCUCUCCUGGUUGGAAUAUCUUUGGCUCAGAUAGGGGAGUUUGCCUUUGUACUACUUAGCCGUGCCUCCAAUCUUCACCUCAUCGAGGGGAAACUCUACUUGCUUCUCCUCGGGACAACCGCUCUUAGCCUGGUUACAACACCUCUGGUUUUCAAAGUGAUACCAGCGGUUGUGCAUCUUGGAGUACUGUUAAGGUGGUUUUCUCCAGAGAGCUCUAUAGAGGUAAAGAAAGGAGAAAUUGUAAGAUCAGAAAGUGGUAAACAACGGAUGUCACGCCAAUCUCACAAUUCCUAAUACCAGAAUUUUCUUCUCAGGUGAAGUAAGUUUUGGAAUACCAAAUUUUGACAAAAGACAUCUGUGAAGGGAAAAAAAGAAUAUUUUAACACUAACAUUGUUUGCUUCCUCCUCAAAUUCACUGACCUCUGCCCUUCUUACACAACCCAUUUGUUUCCCUUGUAAUUAGAGAGAGUAUUGUUUCUUUUUCUCUUUCCUUAAUUGUUGUAAUCUGUAAUAAACAUUUAAUCAAUCUUUCUAUUACGGUACAAGAA